This is a messenger RNA of Clunio marinus, 792 nucleotides long. The record is from the annotation of a GenBank genome assembly. NCBI's taxonomy places the organism in Eukaryota, Metazoa, Arthropoda, Insecta, Diptera, Chironomidae.
AUGGAAAGUGAAUCUGCACGAAAAGAAUUGACGGAAGCGGAAAAAGCACGAAUUGAAAGAAAUAGACUGAAAGCUCAACAUUUGCGAGAAUCAAAAGUUGCAAUUUCAAAGGAAGAUGAAGGGUCUAAUACCAUUAAAAUCAAUGGAUCAAAAUAUAUUGACACUGCUGGUGGUUUCCUGCUUGAUGAGCGUGAACAAGAAGAAGAAGAAAGCGAACGUGCAGCUAAAAUUGCAAAAAUUUUCGAAGAAGAUGCUACAGAUAUUCCAUUAGCGUAUCAAAAAUGUGUCGAAUGUGAUGAGGAAUUUGCCGAUUCUUAUUUGUAUAAAAACUUUGGCUUCAGUUGUUGUGACAAGUGUAAGAAUGAAGAAAACAGCAUGUUGAUAACAAAGACAACAGCUCGUGAUGAAUUCCUUCUAAAAGAUUGCGAUUUUGAUCGUCGCGAACCACCACUCAAGUUUAUUUCUCGUAAAAAUCCCCACAAAUCAACAUGGGCUGAAAUGAAACUUUAUUUACGUUCACAAGUUGAAGCGAGAGCUUUGGAAGUUUUCGAAUCAUUGGAGAAGAUUGCACAAGAAAAGCAAAUACGAGAAGAAAAGAAAGAAAUGGCAAAAGCAAAGAAAUUCAACAAGAAAUUAAGUGAACUCAGGAAGACCGUCAGAUCAACUCUCUACGAUAAAACUACGAAAAAACACGAACACGAAUUUGGUGAAAGCACUUACAAUCCUGAAACUGAAGAAUAUUUCCAUGAAUGCUUGAAAUGUGAAUAUUCAGAAACAUAUGAAGAACUUUAA